CGGCGCGAGCCACAGCAGUUGGAGUUUGGAGGAUGAGGGUCCGCGCGUGGACACUGGCCGUGGCUGGAGCGCUGCUGGUCGUGGCCGGCACCGUGUUGCUGCUGGUCUUUCCGGCCAUCAUGCAUCGGCAAGUGAAAGCGGGCCCGUAAAAUGUGCCAAAUAUAUAAUGUGGCCCUCGUAUUGAAAAGUUUGGAGGCCCCUGCUUUCAAGCAACAUGUGCUAACCAUAAAACUGCAUGUUGGAAAUCAGAAGGUGCCGGAACUACACACGCUGACAAUAUUUCCAGCGGGUUCUGUUUCAUUGCAUGCUUACAGAGAAUGUUCAGAUUGACCCAGCAAGUGGUAUGGCGUACACCAUGUGGCGUGAUAUUCCCGUUCCCUUCUACAUGUCACUCUACUUCUUCGAGGUUAAAAAUCCACAGGAAAUUCUACGUGGUGAAAAACCAGUUUUGGUUCAGCGUGGGCCUUAUAUUUACCGAGAACACAGGCAGAAAAGUAACAUCACUUUUCACAACAAUAACACCGUCUCAUACCGUGAAUAUCGUCGCUACUAUUUCUAUUCUGAUGGGUCAGCUGGAAAUGAAAGUGAUGAAAUUGUGUUGCCCAACAUGCUUGCCUUGAGUGCAGCUCUAAUGGUUGAAGACUGGCCCUAUGCGUUGAAAUUUAUCUUCAGCACAGCAUUGAAGACCUUUAAUGAGACUCCAUUUAUUAAGAAGACUGUGAAGGAAAUAAUGUGGGGAUAUGAUGAUCCACUUAUUGACUUCCUUAAUCGAAUGUUUCCAGGCGUUAUCCCAUUUAAGGGAAAGUUUGGAUUGUUUGCUGAGAUGAACAACUCUGAUACUGGGUUAUUCACAGUUCACACAGGAGUCGAUAACAUCACCAAAGUUCAUGUCAUAGAUAAUUGGAAUGGUAUAAAAAAGGUAAACUACUGGCAUUCUGAGCAAUGCAACAAGAUAGACGGAACAGCAGGUGAAAUGUGGCCUCCGUUCUUAACGCCAUCAAACUUAUUAACCUUUUACAGCCCAGAUUCUUGUAGAACAUUGGAACUCGUGUUUCAGAAAUCUGAUUGGACGUUUGACAUACCAACUUUCCGCUACGUUGCCCCAAAGACAAUGUUUGCAAACGGGACGGUGUUCCCUCCCAACCAGGGCUUCUGUCCGUGCCGACAGUCGGGGGUUCUAAACGUCAGCUCCUGCAGACACAAUUCCCAAGUCUUCAUCUCGCAUCCUCACUUCUACAACGGUGACCCUACGCUGUGGGAGGCUGUGGACGGAUUACACCCCAAUGAGAAAGACCACGCACUCUUCAUUGACAUCCACCCCCUAACUGGAAUCCCUCUGAACGUCUCCAUCAAAUUGCAACUGAGCCUUUACGUAAAAGCAGUGCAAGGAAUCACGGAGACUGGGAAUAUACAGCCGGUGCUGCUGCCAUUGCUCUGGUUUGAAGAGAGUGGGACUAUCGAUGGCCCAGCAGUCAAUACUUUCUACUAUUUCAUGGUGGUGUUGCCAGCCAUUUGUCAAUAUCUUCAGUACAUCCUGUUGAGUGCAGGCUGCAUCUUGGUGGUGGUUGCUCUUGCUCUGGAAAUCGUGUCCCUGAAAAAGCAGGACAAAAAGAUUUUAUUUUGCAAUAGUAAGCAAUGCACUGAGGAAACUACACUCGAUUCAGAAAAAUCAAAUCCAAUGGCUUGUGCCAAGAAACUUGAACCGGAAGUCUCCAUUUAGGUUCCACACAGGAAGAAAGUGUCUGGAAUUGCAGCAGUCAGUCGGGAAGUCACUGAACGAUCACUGCUGUUGCCAGCUGACGCUGCCAACACCUCGCUUGGACAAGCUAGAUACCUGAUGGACUGAAUUUUAAUUAUUGCUUUUAAAUACUAAUUUUAGAUAUUCACUUUGUAUUUUGCGUUGAAUGUUUUCUUUGAAUUAUGUAACUCACAUAACCCGUGAGAGAGUCAUGUUUCUUCUCUGCUAACUUGUAUAUUCUUUGUAUAUUGAUCACUGAAAUGCAACGAUGCGGACAAACCAUCCGUUGAGGAUUCACUUAAGUUAUAGUUUAAUAUUGUCCACUGUCUCUCCAGUCGUCACCACCCUAUUCUUGCUUGUCAACCAGGCUAUUCCUGGUCGCCACUGGUUUGGCCAGCACAGUGAUUGAUAAAAAAAUACAUCUAUUGAUGCUCCUGAACACAUCAUCAGUGAUGUAACCUGGGGUCAUUGGGUGUUUUGGGUCUUUCAACAUCAGACACCUUUACCUAGGCGACCCAGCCAUGCUUGAUCAGACCACGACUUGUGGCCAGAUGGCAUUCGCUCCUCCCCAUGGACCCCCUCUCCUAAUCCAGAGCCAUCGCGAGGCAUUCUCUGCUGCCUCUGUGAUAUUCUUAAUGGCUCUUCUCCUCGCCACGCCGUUGAUGCCCAGUGCACUCAAGGCUUUGUAGAGCGAUUGCCCUGCAAAACCUCUGCAGCCAACCUUGAUGGGCAAACACCUUGCCUUCUAGCCCUGCUUACGGCAGUCUAUGACCAGUUCUUUAUACUUGGUCAUCUUCCUCUCGUGGGCCUCCUCCAGACGGUCCUCCCACGGCACUGUUAGUUCCAACAGGACAAUGUUUUUGGAUGCCUCUGAGGAGCAUGUCUGGCCUCAGGGUGGUCGUGGCAAUGUGCUGUGGGAACUUCAGCUGUUUCACCAGGUCUACGGAAAGCUGCCAGUCCUGCGCAGUCGCCAGGAUUCUGACAGAUUCCUGGCUGCUGUGGUUCUUGGCAGCUGCACUCCAGCCUUCACAAAGGUGAUCAUCUGGGUGGUGGGGCGUGCUCGUCUGCAGCUGCUGAUUCCCAUGCUGAUGGCUUCUGCAAUGGGUUUAAGAACCUGGGCGUGACGCCAGGUGUACCGGGCCUGCCCAAGAGCCUUCGGGCAGCAGCUCAGGAUGUGUUCCAACUUUCCCUUGCUUGAGCAUUGCGGACAAUCUGGAGAUUCCACUUUGCCCCAGAUGAAGAGGUUCGAUGGGCUGGGCAGGACAUCAUACACUGCCUGGAUCAGGAACUUGAUGCGCUGUGGUUCAGCCUGCCAGAGCUCAGUCCAUGUGACUUUUCAGUCCAUAGCCUGCUCCCACCUUGUCCAGGCCCCCUGCUGCCUCAAGCCAACCGCUCUGGUACACCUUACCUCCUCCACCACUGCCCUCACUUCCUCCUGGACCAGCCUGCGCCUCUCCUUCCCCUUGGCCCUGUCAAACUGGGGAGUUGGAAAGAUUCCCAGACCAGCUCUUCCCUGAGUCACUGCUCCCACCGGGACUCUGGCGUAUCUGAGACUUGCAUCAUUAUAACAUUAUUAAGUAUUAACCAGAUGACGUCCAACCCUUUGACUUGAUCGAUAAUGCAUUUUCAAAGCUCAAAACCUCAAACCUGCAAUGUUACUGUGCAGGUUUUAAGGGGUAAUAUAUUUAGGUGCAAAUAUUUAGAAUAAGACUCACCUUGGGCAUUGAAGUGACAUCCCCUCUGAGUAGAAAUGUACAGGUAUCAUUUCAAAUGUUCUUUUGAUUUCUAUACUACCAAAAACGGAUGAAACCAUUUUAAGUCCAUUUGUAAAGACGUGUUUCGGGUGUUUCACUGACUCGGUGUAAUGCUGUUACUAGGUCUCAAAUAUGUUUGAAAGCUUUUUUCAUGCUCAAUUAUGCAGAUUGCUCCAUGCACCAUUUGCUAACUUUUAAAUAAAAAAUUCUGAAGAAAAUUACUUUAAAAAAAAAAAAAGUGUGGUCCUCUAGCAAACACAAAUUCUACAGAUAGAUACAUAAUGAUGGAGUACCUCGGCGGGUCAGGCAACAUCGCUGGAGAAAAGGAAUAGGUGAGGUUUUGGGCCAAGACAUUUCUUCUGCAGAUUUUGUGUAGAUUUGUACGUGAAAGUACUUCAAUGCUAUAACUAUUAUUGUGGAAUGUAAACACAAACCAGGGGCAGUAGGCCCCUCGAGCCUGCUCUGCCACUCACCAUGAUCUUGGCCGACCUGCUCCCGCCUCAUCUCAUUAUCCUCAUGUAGAUUGGUUACAUUACUUACUAACCAAUGGAGUGCUUUAUUAAUCUAAGCUCCGCCUACUACUACACCAUUCAUGUUAUCGCAACUGGACAUGCGCUGUUAGUUGGUGAUGCAGCACAGUAGAACUAACAUGUUGUAGUGUGUUGUAUACAUUUCUCAAUACAUACUGCUGUACCAGA
Amblyraja radiata (thorny skate) is the source of this 4190-nucleotide messenger RNA. RefSeq names its product scavenger receptor class B, member 1 (gene scarb1). The transcript has 14 exons. NCBI's taxonomy places the organism in Eukaryota, Metazoa, Chordata, Chondrichthyes, Rajiformes, Rajidae. The record is from RefSeq and is a predicted model, not a curated record. Gene Ontology annotation, biological process: cholesterol efflux; cholesterol import; recognition of apoptotic cell. Gene Ontology annotation, molecular function: low-density lipoprotein particle binding; scavenger receptor activity; lipid binding. The coding region runs from base 305 to 1720 and encodes 471 amino acids. Gene Ontology annotation, cellular component: cytoplasm; caveola.